UGAAACGAACGCCCUUUUCCUUCCAUCCCCACAUUCACGAGGAGAAGAGAAUCGAGAGAGAGGGUUGCUCUCACCACCACCAUCACCGGCGACGACGCUUCCACCUCCACCGGUGACCACGCUUCGCACCUCCACCACUGGUACCCAACCCCAAGUCUUCUGUUCUCAAAUCCCCUCUCCCUAUCUCGGGCUGAUUCUCCUGGUCACCGCAGACGAGGGCAGCGCUACCCACCGCCGGCGACCGCCACCACAAUCGGCUUCUGGGCAGUCCGACGUUACCCCACCACGAAGUAACUUUAUGCAGGAGAAGUUGCCACCCACAGAUUCAAGGCUCAGACCCGAUCAGAGGUGCUUGGCAUGGCAAAUUCAGAGAAGUUGUGCCUCGAGCAACGGCAACGGCAGAAAUUGGGGGGUUAAUCUUAUGGCACCAACUAUUCCCAUAGAAUACAUUGGACAAAGGGAAUCAAAAUCUUUUUCUCAUAGAGGUUCUGUAAUGAUGGGGAAAACAAGGAAGUUUUCGAAGGGGCAUUCUUCGGGGUUUGUACCCGACUACCGUCACGCAGUGGAGACGAUGGCUGAAUCAGAAGGGUUCGGUAGCUCCGGGAGAGUUGACACUGAGAUGACUGCUUCGGAGGAUUCGUAUGCUCCUAAUAAGAGGAAAUGCGUUAGUUUGAACGUCAGUACGCACGAUCAGUUUGGUGUCCCCUUGCAAGUUUUGUUGCUGUCUAAGAUGUCGUAUGCCGAGAGGAAAGACUUGGAGAUGAGGUUGAAACGUGAACUCGAGCAAGUUAGGCUUCUUCAAACGAAAAUCGCCAGCAUAAAUUCAAAUUUCGUAGUUUUGUCACCGUCUAGUGAUAUUCGCAGCUGUAGUGAUGGACAAAAACGGCCUCCGCUGGAGAGUUUCCAAAGGUCAGUGGACGUGUCCACUUCACAGGGAAAGAAACGGGGCCCUCCUAGUCGGAAUGGGCCACGUGGAAAACGGCCUACGGUAGCAGGGCGUUUUGGGUCAGUGAAGCAGUCUGCACCUCCAUCUACUUCGAAUGCUAUGUUGAUGAAACAGUGUGACAACUUGCUGAAUCGGUUGAUGUCGCACCAACAUGGCUGGGUUUUCAAUACUCCUGUUGAUGUAGUUAAGCUGAAUAUCCUUGAUUACUUCAAUGUUAUAAAGCAUCCCAUGGAUUUGGGGACAGUGAAAAGCAAGUUAAUGUCUGGCGAGUAUUUGAGCCCAUUGGAUUUUGCCGCAGACGUGAGGCUCACUUUCUCAAAUGCCAUGACGUACAAUCCACGUGGAAAUGAUGUGCAUUUCAUGGCCGAAACGCUUUGUAAAUAUUUUGAAGUGAGAUGGAAACCUAUCGAGAAAAAGGUUCCUGUUAUCGUUGAUGCACCUGUGCAUUCAACAUCAAGUCUAGAUAUAGAAACGGAAACUCCACAUGUGAUGCCUCCAUUUAAGAGUAAGAAUAUUGCGCCGGUGGACAAUAUAAUCAAGCAACAAGAACCUGUGAAGCGUGUCAUGACUGUUGUGGAGAAGCAUAAGCUGAGCACAGAAUUGGAGGCUCAAUUAGCCGACUUGCCGGAUAACAUCAUUGAAUUCCUUAAAAAGCAAAGCUACAGUGCAAAUCAAACAGAUGAAGAGGAAAUUGAGAUUGAUAUCGAUGCGUUGAAUGAUGAUACGUUGUUCAUAUUGCGGAAGCUCUUGGAUGACUAUUUGCUUGAGAAACAAAAGAAGCAGGGAAGAGCUGAACCUUGUGAAAUGGAGCUUCUUGACGAGUCAGGUUUCAGCAAUUCAUCUGCACAACAAUGUAAAGGCAAUGAUCCAGCUGAUGAAGAUGUAGACAUUGGUGGGAAUGAUCCUCCAAUCUCAAGCUACCCACCAGUGGAGAUAGAAAAAGACACAGCCCUUAAGAACACUAAACGUAGUAGCUCAAGUAGCUCCAGUAGCGGAUCAGGCUCCUCCUCAAGUGAUUCAGACUCGGGCAGUUCUGACAGUGAAUCAGAUGGUGCUAGAAUUUCAGUUCCCACAAAGGAGAAAUUAGGUGGCUCUGGAGCAAAUACAGAGAAAGAGAGAGACCAGCUUGUAGAUUCAGACAAUGGAAAUAAUUUGUUAAACGGGUCAAACGAAGUUGAUGCGCUUAAUUCCCAGGAUAAAGCAACUGCUAUUGCGGAUGAAGGCCAUCAAGAGGGGGAGAAUACUCCACUUGGGAGGCAAGUCUCCCCCGACAAGCUAUACCGUGCAGCAUUGUUGAGAAGUCGUUUUGCAGACACCAUAAUUAAAGCUCAAGAAAAGGCUCUUGAGAAGGGUGAAAAGCAGGAUCCGGAGAAACUACGGCUUGAGAGGGAGGAGCUUGAAAGGCGUAGAAAAGAAGAAAAAGCUCGAUUACUAGCGGAAGCCAAGGCUGCGGAAGAAGCUCGAAGGAAAGCCGAAGUGGAAGCUGAAGCUGAAGCCAAAAGGAAGAGAGAACAAGAGAGAGAAGCAGCACGCCUGGCUCUGCAAAAGAUGGAAAAGACAGUUGAGAUUAAUGAAAAUUGUCGGUUUAUGGAGGACCUUGAAAUGCUUAGUGCUGCACCUGCAGAACAGUUGCAGAGCCUUGUCGAUGACGCCGCCACUCCAGAUCUUUCCCAAGAUGGUCUGGGCAGUUUCAAAUUCCAGGGAAGUAGCAAUCCCUUGGAGCAACUUGGUUUGUACAUGAAGGCAGACGACGACGAUGACGACGAAGAAGGUGAGCCCCAAAGUGCUCCGGAUGCAGUGGUAGGCAAUGUAGCAAAGGAUGCUGAGGAAGGAGAGAUUGAUUGAUUGGUGCAUUAUUGGUGACUGUUGAACUUCAUGACUGUUUGGAAGGACGAUGUUCGCCCUUUCUAUCCAUAUACUUUUACAUGGUGCUGAUGAUGCGUAACGUCUUGAGUUGAAGACAAACUGCUGAGCUUGAGAAGAGAACAACAUCAAUGUUGGGGGGAAGGAUUGUGGCUGUUUUUUGGACUGCGAUUGGGGUUUGUCUGGGAUGAGUUUUGGCUUUGGACAGGCAGGGAGAGGCCUCUGAAAGAUACCCCAAAUCUUUCUCCUUGCCUUCCGGGGUUACUUUCGUAGAGUUUUGUAUUGGUCGGGACUUUUUUACUUUCUUUUUUUCUUUCUCCACAUGAAAAAAAUAGCAAAUCUUGAUUGUGCCGAGUCAUCCUGAUCAAUAGACGUAGUUAUUUUUUUUAUUUUUUAUUUUUGUAUUUAGCAAAAAGAGGGGUGUUCCCCGGGUUCGAACCCUGGUACAUGAGCAGGACACUUAUGUGAGUACACAAGUGCUCAGCCACUGCACUAUUGUCCCAAUGCCCGAUCAAUAGACAUAGUUGGGAACUGCAAUUGAAAUUGCCUCUUGCUGGAAAUAAUGGUUGAUUCCGAGUAGAUCUUCGUAAAGUAAAUACAUAAUGGGAAAGUGCCUGGUAGAUUUCUUUCA
Rhododendron vialii is the source of this 3440-nucleotide messenger RNA. Its product is annotated as transcription factor GTE10-like. The coding region runs from base 299 to 2791 and encodes 830 amino acids. The record is from RefSeq and is a predicted model, not a curated record. Gene Ontology annotation, molecular function: protein binding. NCBI's taxonomy places the organism in Eukaryota, Viridiplantae, Streptophyta, Magnoliopsida, Ericales, Ericaceae. The transcript has 12 exons.